Molecule: messenger RNA, 5503 nt
Organism: Betta splendens (Siamese fighting fish)
Lineage: Eukaryota; Metazoa; Chordata; Actinopteri; Anabantiformes; Osphronemidae
Gene: col20a1
Product: collagen alpha-1(XX) chain
Exons: 41
Coding region: 179-4921 (1580 amino acids)
Molecular function (GO): protein binding
Source: RefSeq, a predicted model, not a curated record
GGUUUCACCCCGACGGCUUCAGAUCGACCUGAUGUGACGAGCUGCCUCCACACUGUACAGGAACUCGCGAGUGUUGACAUUCCAGCCGUGGAAUGCAGUGAGGAGUCCGUCCGUCCGUCCGUCCGUCCGUGCGCAGGAACCACCUGGACGCACCGCGCCGCCAGGCUUAGCCAGUCUCAUGCCAUCGUUACCUUCAUCAUCAUCAUCAUCCUCAUCAUCCUCGUUGUCGUCGUCCUGGCUAAUGCUGUGUUUCCUGCUCAGUGUCGUCCUCCUGCUGUGCUCAGGAGUCCAUGGCCAAGGUCGUCUUAAGCUGACGGUCUUGUCUGAGGACAGACUGCAGAUGAAAUGGAAGGAGGCGGAGGGACCCGUUCAGGGCUACAAGGUCAGAGUGAGGCCCAUCUCAGAGGUGCCACAGCCGGAGCUGAUGCUAACGACCACACGGGGCCGGGCGACCGUGGCAGGACUGGACUCCACCCAGGAAUAUGCCCUUCAGGUCCUCGUGCUCAACGGAACCAUGGAGAAGCUCCUCGCAAAGAGACGAUUCACCAUGGAGGGCCUCCGAGACGAAGAGAGGAUCCGCAGCGGCAGCCGCGAGCAGAGGAAGAAGAUGGUGCCGGGCGGUUCGGGGUCGGGAGACGUGGACGACGCGUCCGAGGCGCUGCUGGAAUCGCCCACUGUUCUGUACCCGGACCCCACCACAGCUCCCACCACAGAGCCCCCAGUGAUGGAACCCCCCUCUCAGCUCCCGGAUGAGGCCCCGGAGAGAAACGCCAAAGACAAGAGGAAGAGAAAGAAGGAAAAGGAGCGGGAGAACAAGGAGGAGCAGGGGACGACGCAGGGUAAACAGCUGGAAGAGAAGCCCCGGAAGACGGCGUUGUCCACCCCCCCGCUCACCGGCGUGUCUCCAAAGAAGCCGUUCGAGUGUACGAGCGACGCGGCGGCGGACGUCGUGCUGUUGGUGGACGGCUCCUGGAGCAUCGGACGCGCGAACUUCAGGCGGGUCCGAGACUUCCUGGAGGGCCUGGUGACGCCGUUCAGCAUCGGGCCGGACCGCAUUCAGAUAGGUCUGACCCAGUACAGCGGAGACCCCCGCACAGAGUGGAACCUCAACAACUUCACCGCCAAGGAGCAGCUGCUGGAGGCGGUGAGGAACUUCAGGUACAAGGGCGGGAACACGUUCACAGGCCAGGCGCUGCUGCACGUCAUGGAGGAGAACAUGAGGGCCGAGGCGGGAGCCAGGAGGGACGCGCCCUUCUUCCUGCUCCUGCUGACCGACGGGAAGUCCCAGGACGACGCCGUCGCGGCGGCGAGGCGGCUGAAGAGCGCCGGCGUGGAGAUCAUCGCUGUGGGAGUGAAGAACGCCGACGAGGCCGAGUUGAGACAAGUGGCCUCGGAGCCGGCGGACGCCAACGUCUACAACGUCAACGACUUCCCUCUGCUCGGCAGGCUGGUGGCGCGGCUCGUCCACAUCCUGUGCGGCCGCAUCCAGGACAGCGGCGCCGCCCGGCGUGAGCCCGGGCCCACGGCGGACCCGGCGCUGUCCCACCCCAGCCCCACGGACCUGCGCUUCUCCAAGCUGGGCUCCAAGGACGUGAAGCUGCACUGGACCAACCCCGCGCUGCCGGUCAAACAGUACCGGGUGGUCUACCACGGCGCCGAGGGUCCGAGUCCUCAGGAGGUGGUUCUGCCGGGUUCCGAGUCCACCGUGCUGCUGGACGGCCUCUCGUCGCAGACGCUGUACCACGUCUCCAUCUUCCCCGUGUACGCGGACAACGUGGGCCUGGCGCUCAGAGGGACCGUCACCACACUGCCCCUGGCCAUGCCGGCCCACCUGGAGGUGACCCCCUCCUCCUACAGCGCGCUGCGGGCGAGCUGGAGCGCCGCGCCCGGCGCCACGCAGUACCUGCUGCUGUUCUCGGCGCUGAGCCACGGCGAGCCCGACGACGCCAGGGAGGAGAAAGUGGGCGGCGCCCAGACGGCGGCGGAGCUGGAGGGGCUGCUGCCGGACACAGACUACUCCGUGACCCUGUACGCGCUGUACGACGAGGAGCCCAGCGACCCGGUCACCGCCGUGGCCACCACGCUCCCCCUCCCGCCCCCCGCCAGCAUCCACCUCCCACUGGUCACCCACAGCGCGCUGAGGGUGAGCUGGGCGCCGGGAGCCGCGGGCGUCCCCGGCCACAGGGUCACCUACAGCACCAACCACGGCAGCGACGUCAGACAGAUAGAGGUGUCGGGACAGAAUUCCGUGCUGGUGCAGAACCUGUCCUCUCUGUCCAGAUACCUGGUGUCCGUCCAGUCUCAUUACCCACAAGGCCUAUCGGCAGCGCUCACCAGUAACGUCACCACACUGAAGGUGCCUUCGCCAUCUGACCUCAGGGUGACUAACUUCUCAGGCAGCGACAUCACUGUGCGCUGGGAGGCUGCGGCUGACGAUGUUGUCUCCUACCUCAUCAAGUGGAUCUCUCUGAGCGGAGGAGACCUGAGGCAGUUAAGGGUGAGUGGAGAGAGUGAAGGGGCGAUCCUGGAGGGGAUAGAGGACGAUAAGGAAUAUCAGAUCUCUCUGUCUGGACUUUAUGGUGAUGGAGCUCAGAGCGAAGCAGUGGCCAUACGAUAUAGCACCUUGUCUGGUGGAGGCCCCUCCAGCGUAUCGGUCUCUGACGAGACUGCGGUCAGCUUGGUUGUCAGCUGGGUUCCUCCCAACGCUCAUGUUCUCCGGUACCGCGUGUCCUACACUGCAUUGACUGGCACUGAGACCCAGGACAGAACUGUGAUGGUUCCAGGCGGGGAAAAGCGGGUGGUGCUUGAGUCACUGCAGCCGGACACGCGCUACAGCAUCCUGGUCACUGCCGAGUACCGAAACAGAGAAGGCGGCAGCGGUUCAGCCCAGGGGAAAACCAUGAGUCUGAGGGUCAGCAGUCUGAGCGUGGUCAGGUCAGACCACUCCAGCGUCUGCGUGUCCUGGAGACCUGUGUCCGCUGUGGACGGGUACCGCAUCGUCAUCCAGUCUGUCAAAGACAAGCAAACGAAGGAGGAAGCGGUCGAUGACUCCAGCAGCAGCCACUGUUUCAGCGAGCUGCAGCCGGAGACCCUGUAUCGCAUCAGCCUGCACUCGCUGCUCGGGUCCGCUGAGGGCGCAGCUGUCUCCAUUCUCCAUCCAACAGCCGUGGCUCCCGCUAGAAUUCCCACCCAUCCCAGGAUGUAUCCGGUCCACAACGAGGUGUGCCCCGAAGUCACCAUCAGAAACAGCAUCGUUAAAGGGUUUGACAUGAUGGAGGCGUUCGGUCUCACUCAGAGUGCCCACUCGUCCGUCGAGGGCGUAGCAGCCGAGCCCUUUGUCUUCAACACCCUCCCCACCUACACCCUGUACAAAGACGUCCAGCUGACACAGAGCACCAAGUUUAUCCACGCAGCGGGUUUCUCUCCAGAACACACCAUCAGCAUCGCCUUCCGUGUGCUCCAGGACACACCCAGGGAGCCCUUCGCUAUCUGGCAGCUCACUGACAUCGACUUCCAGCCAAAGAUGGGAGUGGUGCUCGACCCUACCACCAAGCAUCUGGUGUACUUCAGCCUGGACUACAGGGGAGAGGUGCAGGAACUGACCUUUGACCAGCAGCAGGUGCACAGGCUGUUCUAUGGCAGCUUUCACAAGGUUCACCUGUCUGUCAGCCAGGUGAGCGUGUCCCUGUCUGUGGACUGCCAGCGUGUGGGUGAGAGACCGGCCCGUCCUCUGGGCAACUUACCCACUGAUGGUUUUGAAAUGCUGGGAAAACUGGUGAGGACCAGAGGACCUAACAGCGGAUCUGCCCCGUUCCAGCUGCAGUCUUUUGAGAUUGUCUGUAACACGACGUGGGCUUUAGACGACACCUGCUGCGACCUGCCUGGAGUGAGAGAUGAGGAGAGCUGUCCUGCCCCGGCUCACACCUGUACCUGUUCCUCUGACGUCCCCGGAGCUGCUGGCUUCCCUGGACCAACUGGAAAACCAGGUCCUCGUGGUGAGAAGGGCGAGAAGGGGGAGCUAGGGCAAAAGGGGGAGGUGGGUCCUCCAGGGCAGCCCGGACCUGAGGGAGGGCUUGGACUCGUAGGCAGCGCGGGACCCAGAGGAAUAGUUGUGCAGGGGAAAGCGGGUCCACCGGGUGCGAGGGGUGAAAAGGGAGACCCUGGCCGACCAGGAGUCCAGGGUUUGUCAGGGCCUCCGGGUCCACAAGGGGAAGAGGGAAUCCAAGGCCCCCAGGGUAUUAGGGGAGUCGAAGGUAACAUCGGUUCACCUGGAAACACUGGACCCAGGGGUUUCCAAGGAAUACCAGGGCACCCAGGAGUGGCAGGGGAAAGGGGAACAGCGGGACCUGUGGGGCCCACAGGUUUACCAGGGAAUAAGGGGGAGCGAGGAGAAAAGGGCGAACCACAGUCUAUGGCCAUGAUCUUCCAAUUGGUCACACAGGCUUGUGAGCAACUAGUGCACAAGGAGGUGUUGAAGCUUGACAUGUUCAUCAAUGAGAUAAGUCGUAAGCCAGCUCCUAUAGAGGAGCCAGUGGGACCGCCAGGGGAACCUGGUGUUCCGGGGUCUAGGGGGCCUCCAGGUGACAGAGGUACCCAAGGACUUCUGGGCCCGAGGGGGAAACCAGGCAGGCCUGGAUAUCCAGGAGAACAGGGAAGGAGAGGCAUGACAGGACAGAAAGGAGACGUAGGGGCAAAUGUCCAGGGGCCCACAGGGGUUAAAGGAUUCGCAGGUGCCCCAGGUGAGUCCAAACCGGGAGUGACAGGUCCCAAAGGGGAUGAUGGUAAGACAGGAACCCCAGGGAUCUCUGGACCUCCGGGCCAGCCAGGCGAGAUUGGUCCUCCUGGUGUGUGUGACAGCAGUGUAGGCUGCCAGAACGUUCCCCAGCAAACAGAUGAUCCUUAUUAUGGCUAUCAACCCUGAAUGGACAUAAACAAGCAGGCAGCAAUGGUACAGCAAACGACUGUGGUUACUUAGAAACUGAAGUGACAGACUGGGAACAAAGCUUUUGAAAAUAGCACCACUGAAGAGGUCUGGUGCCUUGAACUUGCUACUGAUUGUUGCUACUGAACUUGCUACUGUAUUACAGUGAUAUCUGACAUGCAAGUGGUGAAGAAAGCUUUCCAGUGUACAGUUCCCGAGUGUUUUGAUGAGCAGAUAUCUUUAUAAAGAAAAAUAUUUUCCUAUUGAGAUUUGUAAAGUGAUGUUUUAUACACUAUAUGCGCACUGAAGCCUUUUGUUACUAACUCUGAACUUAACUGCCUCAAGAAGAAAGAGAAUGCAUAAUCUAUGGUGCAAAAUUUUCUUUUGCCCCGUGGUAUAAAUGUGAGACACUGUGAGAAUAUUUGUUGUGUGAAAAUUCAAGUUUGGAAUCCUGGGGUUUGGGUAAUAAGCAUCAUAUGAAAUGUAUGUGUGUGCACGAGUGAAAGAUGAGAUGAGAAAGAGAGGGAUUUUUGUGUAUUAUUGUAUUAGUCUUGGUUAAUAAAAAUCUAUUAAUGUUUCUAA